Chaetomium fimeti is the source of this 706-nucleotide messenger RNA. RefSeq lists its product as uncharacterized. The record is from RefSeq and is a predicted model, not a curated record. The transcript has a single exon. Lineage: Eukaryota; Fungi; Ascomycota; Sordariomycetes; Sordariales; Chaetomiaceae. Bases 142 to 525 code for a protein of 127 amino acids.
CCGCGCGGCGUGCUUGCGGCUGCGCAAUCGAGUGGAGGUGGAACCGGGCCUUGGCACGGGUUGGGAUCCCUGGAGGGACUUGGCUGCCGUGGCUGCGUCAUCUGCCCGUCUUGAAUACCACUCAGCUGGAGGUUGUUGGACAUGGAAGCCUCCAGACAAAGAGGUAUAAACCUGGGCUUAUUGAUGCUAUUGUUGCCCCUCCAGAUAUGGUCUCAACGGUUUACUUUCAGAGAUAUAGGAACCAAGAAACAGUGCAUGUGUCCGCUUGAUUUCUGGCUCGAGAAUUACAUCUUGUUUGUAAGUGCCUCCAUCGCAAGGCAAGGAAGGGCAGUGCUCAAGCGCUACCUACUCAUCUCUCCAAGCUGCUGCCAAAGUCCUGGGGUAAAGACCGCGGAUAGAAGAGACAGUAUUUUGUCUUGCAUUUAUGUCGGCGAUGAGGAUGACAACUAUCUUUCACCAGGUCGAGGAUCCGUGAGGAAAACCAGAAAUGGGCUUACCUCCUCGGUUCGGGAGGACUCAACGUAAAUCGACCGACAAAUAGGGGCGUGUGUGGCAGUUGAGCGAUGGAGAUAUCGACAGUCUUGUGUCGCUCGUCGAGACGGCUAUUGCGCUGUAGCCAUCUCGUGUUUUCUCGACUUGGAUGCACAGUGUAGAUAUCGGUCGUGGUGGUUCUUGAAAGUUGGGGGAGGAAGCAGGCCGGUCGGCC